AUGACUUCGAAGAAUUCAUACCGCAUUGCCUCUAUCCCAGGCGAUGGCAUCGGUCCCGAAGUAGUCAGUGCUACUAUCCAGGUCAUCGAGAAACUUGCAAAGACCCUUGGUACAUUCGAUAUCAACUUUGAGCAUAUCCCAUGGGGAACCGAGUACUACAAGCAAACCGGACGAUACGUAUCUGAAGAUUAUCUCGACAGUAUACGCCAGUACGAUGCCAUCCUAUUCGGUGCCGUUGGAUCACCCGACGUACCCGAUCACAUCUCACUCUGGGGCCUACUCCUAGCCCUCCGCGGCCCACUCCAGCUAUACGCAAACGUCCGACCAGUCCGCACCUUCCCAGGAACCAAAUGCCCCCUCACCACAGCAACCAACGGCAUCGACUGGAUGCUCGUACGCGAGAACUCCGAAGGCGAGUACGCCGGACAAGGCGGACGGUCCCACGUCGGACAGCAAUGGGAAGCCGCGACAGAAGUGGCUGUAUUCACGCGUGUGGGCAUCGAGCGGAUUAUGCGAUUCGCAUUUGAGACAGCGCGAUCACGGCCGCGUAAGCUCCUGACCGUCGUCACGAAGAGUAACUCCAUGCGCAAUGGGAUGGUGUUGUGGGAUGAAGUUGCUGCGUCUGUCGCGCGGGACUUCCCCGAUGUCAAGUGGGAUAAGAUGCUUGUUGAUGCGAUGACUGUUCGGAUGGUGGCGAAGCCGCAGUUGAUUGAUACCGUUGUCGGGACUAACUUGCAUAUGGAUAUCUUGUCGGAUCUUGCGGCUGCGCUGGCGGGGUCGAUUGGUGUUGCGCCUUCUAGUAACUUGGAUCCAACGCGCAAGAGUCCGUCGAUUUUUGAGCCGGUUCAUGGUAGCGCUUUUGAUAUUAUUGGGAAGGGGGUUGCGAAUCCGGUUGCUACUUUUUGGUCGGCGGCGGAGAUGCUCGUCUGGAUUGGGGAGAAGGAUGCUGCUGCCCAACUGAUGGGCUGUGUGGAACGGGUCUGUGCCGCGGGGAUUCUGACUCCAGACCUGGGGGGAAGUUCUGACACUCAGGGGGUUGUGGAUGCUGUUUGUUUGGAGGUUGAGAAGUUGUGA
Penicillium mononematosum is the source of this 1074-nucleotide messenger RNA. RefSeq lists its product as uncharacterized. The record is from RefSeq and is a predicted model, not a curated record. NCBI's taxonomy places the organism in Eukaryota, Fungi, Ascomycota, Eurotiomycetes, Eurotiales, Aspergillaceae. Gene Ontology annotation, molecular function: oxidoreductase activity, acting on the CH-OH group of donors, NAD or NADP as acceptor; NAD binding. The transcript has 2 exons. The coding region runs from base 1 to 1074 and encodes 357 amino acids.